AUGGCUAUGGGUUCGCAACAUACACAAUUGAUUCAAGCAUUUAAAAAGGUGAUACCACCAUUGUUGUUCGACGCACACAAAGGCGAAGCUGGACGUAUUGGCGUUGUUGGAGGAAGUGAAGAAUAUACUGGUGCACCAAUCUUUGCAAGCAUGGCUGCGUUUCGAACUGGUGCCGAUCUUGUUCAUGUCUUUUGUACAAGUAGUGCGGCUAUACCAAUCAAAAGUUUUUCACCUGAUCUUAUUGUUCAUCCAAUUCUUGAUUCGACUUCGUUUUCUGAUGAUAUGAAUAAAUGGUUGCCACGCUUACAUGCACUAGUGAUUGGUCCUGGUUUAGGACGGGACAAGAUGAUUCUAUCCAAUGUCGAACAUCUCAUUGGUGUAUUACAAAAACCGGAUCUUAUCAAAAAUUAUGAGAAUUGUAUUUUAACCCCGAAUGCAAUCGAAUUCGAACGUUUGUUUGAAAAAGUAACCGGUAUGAAAUCGAAAGAUCAGGAAAAGGAGAAAGACAAAGCACACUUAGCACAAAAUCUGGCUGAUACGAUGCGUGUAAAUAUUCUUAUGAAAGGACAUCUUGACACAAUUGCUUCACCAGACAGUUCUCAGUUGAUUCAUUGUGGUAUCGAUGGAUCGCCUAGACGUUGUGGUGGUCAGGGUGAUCUACUAGCUGGUGCUUUAGUUGCUGCUUAUUACUGGACUGUCAAAAAUCAAGAUAAAAUUGGAAAUCAAUCAUCUAAUGCGGACAAAUCUCCCAAAACCAUAGAUCAACAAAGUAGCACAUCGAAACUAACUCCAGCUCAAGUUGCCGGCUAUGCUGCAUCGACAUUAAUUCGUACAUCGUGUCAAGCUAUAUUCAGUAAACUUGGCCGUUCAAUGAUUAGUGCCGAUGUAUUAAAAGAAAUUGGGCCAACAUUCAAUAAGUUAUUUGAGAAAUAA
Adineta ricciae is the source of this 933-nucleotide messenger RNA. NCBI's taxonomy places the organism in Eukaryota, Metazoa, Rotifera, Eurotatoria, Adinetida, Adinetidae. The record is from the annotation of a GenBank genome assembly.